CUUCCCUGGCGUGACGUUGCCGCUGCCUGCCUCCCGAGGAACAUUACCCCGAGACAGACCGGGAGAAGUGUAUAGUACAGGACACUUCACGGCAGCCACCACACUGUCACAGCACCAGGAGAGUGACCAGGGUAGUUUUGGUUUUGUAGUUGGGUGAACUUCCGUUAACAGUUAUGCAGAUCCUGGGACUAUUUUUAUCCAAGAAGCUGAGCAGCAGCGACUCGUCCGUGUUGGUGGGUGGCCACGACCAGAUCACUUACUCCUGGGACAGUGUCAACGUGUACUCUAACCCUGGCGCGUCUGCUGGUACUGGUAUCUUUAGGAGGAAGAAACAGCAUUCGAGGGAGAAGCACAUCCUUAAAGAUGUGAAGGGAAUCUGUCGCCCUGGGGAGCUGCUGGCCAUUAUGGGGGCGUCAGGGGCAGGCAAGACGACACUCCUCAACGUCCUCACUCACCGUAACAACGACAAACUCCGAGUCACUGGCGACCUCUAUGUGAAUGGUCGUCGUGUUGUUCCGGACGCCCUCACCAGCCGCUCCGCCUACGUGCAGCAAGACGACCUCUUCAUCGGGAUGCUCACCGUCAGGGAGCAACUUAUAUUUCAGGCUAUGUUGAGGAUGGACCGUCAUCUCUCCUAUGACCAGAGGAUGACCCGAGUCGACGAAGUCAUUAGCGAGCUGGGGUUGGCCAAGUGCAGUGACACCAAGAUUGGGGUGCCAGGCCGGAUCAAGGGGAUCUCUGGCGGUGAGAUGAAGAGGCUGGCUUUUGCUUGUGAGGUGCUGACCAACCCACCUCUUAUGUUCUGCGACGAGCCUACCUCCGGCCUGGACUCCUUCAUGGCCCAAAACGUGGUGGCCGUGAUGAAGAAUAUGGCCGAGAGGGGUAAGACCAUUAUCUCCACUAUCCACCAGCCUAGUUCAGAGGUUUAUGCUAUGUUCGAUCGCGUCCUGUUAAUGGCCGAAGGACGAAUGGCCUUCCUGGGUGAGGUAGAUGCUGCCUACCAGUUCUUCAACAGGAUCGGUCUUCCCUGCCCUCCCAACUACAACCCAGCCGACUUCUUCAUCUCGACGUUGGCGGUGCAGCCGGGUAAGGAGGAGAGCUGCAAGAAGGCCAUCACCAUGAUUUGUGACGAGUUUGAGAAUUCAGAAGAGGGAGUGAACAUCGACCGAGCUGUCAAGGAGAACUCGAAAGAGAUGGAACAAGAUGUUUACGACAGUCUGGGCGACGUGGAGGUGAGGAAGUCGCCGUACAAGGCCUCGUGGUGGACACAGUUCCGUAAUGUCCUGUGGCGCUCCUGGCUUGAGGUCAUCAGGGAACCAAUGCUCAUCAAGGUCCGCUUUCUUCAGGUCAUGGUAAGUGUUUUAGGGCAUGAUGAGUCUUCCUUCAGAUCAUGUUGUCAGGACAUUUAUCAUCUGGGCACCUCAACUGUGUUCCAGACCAAAGCAGUAGUGUGCUCCUGGACCUUUUGUGCUCAGUUGCCAGUCUUCCUGCGUGAACACUUCAAUGGGAUGUAUCGUACUGAUGUCUAUUUCCUGUCCAAGAUGUUGGCUGAGUUACCAUUCCACAUCACCUAUCCCUUCGCCUUCGUUGCCAUAGCUUACCACAUGGUCGGCUUUACUAACGACUAUGUCAACUUCUUCAUCUGUGCCGGAAUCGUUGUCCUUGUUGCCAACUGUGCCAUAUCUUUCGGCUACAUGAUAUCUUGUAUGGCGAAGAAUCUGAGUGUGGCGCUGGCUAUCUCAGCGCCCUUCAUCAUUCCUCUCAUGCUCUUCGGAGGCUUCUUCCUCAAUAGCGGGUCGACGCCGGUGUACCUAACGUGGCUCAAAUACCUCUCGUGGUUCAGCUACGGGAACGAGGCGCUGCUGGUGAACCAAUGGAAGGGUGUAGAGACCAUCUCCUGCAACAAAAACCAGACGUGCUUUCCUAACGGCGAGGCUGUUCUUUCCUUCCUCCACUACGAAAAUGGCAGCAUCAUCUACAAUGUCCUUUAUCUCGUCAUCCUCAUUCUUUCUUACAGAGCCCUCGCCUUCAUAGCCCUCCUCUCUAAGACCUACAGGAAGAACGAGAGUCAGCUUGGCAAACCAUUCAUCGUGUCUUUGAAAACGAAGCCGCUUGCCAAUGAAAAUUUUAAGGCUCGUGGUAUUCUGCCAACUGCUGUGAGGUGUGUAAUCCAUCUUGCCACUAAACUGGACAAGCGAAAUUCAAGACCCCGAGUGUUGCGCAGGAGUAUCACGAAACACCGAAAGAAACGCGGGUUGGCGGAACAGUUACGUGUUCUUAUGGCCCAAGUGUUGUCAGAUCUGCUAAGAAUCAAGAGUGUGUACUAUUCCGGCAACGUCUAUACGCCACAAUCCACGAUGAAGCCAAAAAUGUUAGAGAAGCAGGUAGACGAAAGUAAAUCUCCAUCAACCAGCACUAGCAACACUUCCUUGAUAAUGGUAAAUGAUCCUGACCCCAUCAUCUACAGCUGGUCUAACGUCAAUGUGUUCUUCAGACGCAAAGCGAAGACUUCAAGGUUCCUGGGUCGUGGUAAUUCUACAGACACUACACCAAGAGUAAUCCAUAUACUCAAAAAUGUGAAGGGAAUCUGUCGCCCUGGGGAGCUGCUGGCCAUUAUGGGGGCGUCAGGGGCAGGCAAGACGACACUCCUCAACGUCCUCACUCACCGUAACAACGACAAACUCCGAGUCACUGGCGAUAUUUCUAUCAACGGUAUUCGUGUUGAUCCCGAGGCAAUCACCAGCCGCUCCGCUUACGUUCAACAAGACAACCUCUUCAUCGGCUCACUCACCGUCAGGGAGCAGCUUACAUUUCAGGCUAUGUUGAGGAUGGACCGGUACUUGUCGUACGAGGAACGAGUAAGGCGUGUGAAUCAAGUAAUAAUGGAGUUGGGCCUCACCAAGUGUGAGAACACCCUCAUCGGCGUCCCUGGCACGAAAAAGAGUAUAUCUGGCGGCGAGAUGAAGAGGCUCAGCUUUGGGUGCGAGGUGCUGACCAACCCGUCCCUUAUGUUCUGCGACGAGCCCACCUCUGGCCUGGACUCCUUCAUGGCCCAAAACGUGAUAGCGAUGAUGAAAAGCAUGGCUGAGAGGGGUAAGACCAUCAUCUCCACCAUCCACCAACCCAGCUCAGAUAUUUACUCCAUGUUCGACCGCCUCCUGUUGAUGGCUGAGGGCCGAGUUGCCUUCCUGGGCACCACCGACGAGGCGCUCAAGUUUUUUAACAACUUGAACCUGAGGUGUCCAGAGCAGUACAACCCGUCGGACUUCUUCAUCGAUCAACUGUCAGUGGAGCCCAGCAAGGUGAUGGAGUCACGGCACAAGAUAGCAAUGAUCUGUGACAAUUAUGAUGCCAGCGACCAUGGUAUUACCGUGGCCCAGGACGUCAUGACCAACCAGCCACAGGACCAGAGGAAACAGCAGCAGCAGACGACGACGACGACGAAGAAGAACACCUCGCCCUACAAGGCGUCAUGGGGCACACAGUUCAGGGUGGUGUUGUGGCGCUCCUGGCUGGAGGUCCUCAGAGACCCCUUCCUCAUCCGCAUUCGCUUCCUACAGCUUGUGACGCUGGCUCUCCUGGUGGGCUUGUUGUACCGGGACCAACAGAUGGAUGAACUAGGAGUAUUCAACAUCAAUGGGGCGCUCAUGCUCCUCCUCACCAAUAUGACCUACCAGAACUGCAACACCGUAGUGAACACGUUCUGCUCUCAGAAAGAGUUGUUUAAGAGGGAGCAUCACAACGGGAUGUACCGCGUUGACGUGUACUUCCUAGCCAAGAACCUGGUGGAGACGCCGUUCUUCACCGUCUACGCCAUAAUCUACACCACCAUCAUCUACUUUCUCAUUGGCCUCAACCCCAGCCUUGAGCGCUUCCUUCUGUGUGCGAUGGUUGCCGUCAUGGUAACCUGGUGUGCUGUGUCUUUCGGUUACCUGUUGUCGUGUCUGGCACCCAGUGACAACGUGGCCCUGGCGCUGCUGGCUCCCUGUACACUACCUCUCCUCAUCUUCAGCGGCUUCUUCAUCAACGUCAGGUCGACCCCAGUGUUCAUGAAGACUUUCCAGUACUUAUCAUGGUUCAGCUAUGGCAACGAGUUGUUGGUGGUGAACCAGUGGUCGGGAGUGAACAACUUGACGUGUACGGUGUCGGCUAGCUGUUACCUUGACGGCGAGGCAGUCAUCCAGCGCUUAGGAUUCUCUGAAGACCAUUUUGCCUUCAACCUAACUUGCCUCGCCCUUCUCAUCGUCGGCUACAGAUUACUCGCCUUCUUGUUUCUCCUCCUUGGUACCAACAGAGGCAAACCUCGCUCGUGAAACCGUGAAGGUGUUUUUUUUUCAUGUGAUGUCACAGGGUUGAACUUAGUCAUGGUACGGGUGAAAUAGGUCUUUCACACGCGGCUCCAGCUCGUUUCUCAAAGACUGUGUUUGUAGACUUGGACUGUCAUGAAGGUCUCUCAAGACUGUCAAUAAAGUUUGUCGUCAAAGUCUUUAAGUCACACCAGGCGUCCACGACCGGCUUUCCUCGAUAUGACUACAGUUGUUAGCUAUAGUGCCUCUCCCGUCCACCCAUUAGUUACGUUCAGCCAUUACUUUACCAUAAAGCUUAAAAUAGUACAAUAAUAUGGACCACUACUGAAGGAGGCAUCACAGUAGGUUGUGAUUAACGAAACAAAAACUUGCCAAGAAGAGACACUGGCAAAUUACAGAACACAAUGGUGAUAACUGUUCACUUAAAUGGAAAGAAUAACAAACAUCACUUAAGUUUCUAUAGUAUAAGAGACUGAUCUAGGAGCACUGCUGAGCAAAUUAACACUGACGACUGAUACUGUGCAAUAUAUUUACCUGAGGCAGAACAGUGACCAGGUGUUAUACAAGUCAUCACUAUAAUCUGUCUAGUAUUGUUAUAUAAGUCAUUACCAUAAUCUGCCAAGAAAGCAUUUAAUGUACAGUAAAUGUUGUAUAUUUUCUUAAUAAAUAUAAAUAUAUUUAUUU
Homarus americanus (American lobster) is the source of this 4991-nucleotide messenger RNA. Its product is annotated as ABC transporter G family member 6-like. The coding region runs from base 174 to 4313 and encodes 1379 amino acids. Gene Ontology annotation, cellular component: plasma membrane. NCBI's taxonomy places the organism in Eukaryota, Metazoa, Arthropoda, Malacostraca, Decapoda, Nephropidae. The transcript has 25 exons. Gene Ontology annotation, molecular function: ABC-type transporter activity; ATP binding; ATP hydrolysis activity. The record is from RefSeq and is a predicted model, not a curated record.